UCCAGGAUUAACCCGUGUGUCCCCGCAGGAGCACGGGAUUCUGGAUCUGAUGGAGGAGUUGACGGAGCGGAUGAAAGGAAGGUCCUUCCCCGGGAAGAUUCUCACUCUCGCUCGAACUCUCUGCGCCGCCUUCCUCGCCUUUUUACUUCGUCUAACGAGAGGAAAGAGGAGCAAGCGAACUCGUUCGAUGCGAACGGAGAGUCUUCGCCGUCGGGCUCAAAAUCUGACCUGCAGCAGCACCCCGCUUCCCCUAAGCCCAUCAGCUCUCCAGCAAUCGUCCGAGCCAGCGCCGCUUCCCCAACUGGAAGUCCCAGUGACUCUCCAGCAGGCAGCCCUGAAAGAAGAAGAAGAGGAUUUGGACGCUUCUCAAGCAAAAGACAGCGCUCUCGGAAGUGAGGACAACCACUCGGACGCGCCCGACAGCGACCACGCCUUCUCGCCCAUCGAGGAAUCCGAAGAGCACGACAGCGAAGCCAAGACGCCGCCGGAGACCCGGACCCUGGCAGGAUUUGAGUCCGGCCUCUCGGAGGGCGCGAGGACGCCCGCCGCCGUCGAGGCCCAGAAGCCUGCUAGGCAAAGGACACCCAAUAAAGGCGGCUCUAAGAAAAAGGUUACGAUCCAGUAGAUUGACUGUGGAUGCUGCUUCAAAGAAGGCUGUGGACUAUGUAAAGAAGUAUAUGCUUGUGUAGUAUUAGUAUUUCGUUACUUAGUAUUUUGUGUUACCAAGAGUAUUCGCUGAUGAUGAAUGUUAAUUGUUGUGCGUGUAUGUAUGUUUCCAAGACUCUCCUUACCCGUUCGUGAGCCAGGCCGCUCAAUCCAAAACUACGACUACAAGAAAGUAAUACGCAGGGGUCCCAAUCUGGGGCCAUGGUUCCCAGGGAGGCCAUGGGGUAUUUUCUGGGGGCCAUAAAGCAAUAUUAAAGUUUUGACGUCAAAAACUGAAUUUGAUCAUACCUACAGUACUUGCAUAUAAUUAUUUCACAUAUCAAUUCUUGUCCUAUAGCUAUUGGCACCAUUACAUAUUCCAUAACUAGUAAUAA
Messenger RNA from Penaeus vannamei (Pacific white shrimp), 1040 nucleotides. Lineage: Eukaryota; Metazoa; Arthropoda; Malacostraca; Decapoda; Penaeidae. The record is from RefSeq and is a predicted model, not a curated record.